UUUCGUGAAUCUGGACAUUUAAAGAAGCAUUUAGGAACUCAUGGAAACAAGAUGAGAGAAGAAGGGCCGUUCUCUUGCGAGUCGUGUGAAAAGACGUUUUUCCAUAUUGGACACUUAAGCAGGCAUAUCAAAACUCACACAGGAGAAAAGCCGUAUUCAUGUGACCUUUGUCAAAAAGCAUUUAGUAACCCUAGUAUUUUGAAGAAACAUUUAAGCACUCAUGGAAACGGGGAGAGCGAAGAUGGGUUGCUUUCUUGCCAGUUCUGUGAAAAGAAGUUUAAGUUUAUCGCACAUUUAAAGAUUCAUAUCAGAACUCACACGGGAGAAAAGCCAUAUUCUUGUGACCAUUGUCAAAAAGCAUUUAGUGACCCUUCGGCUUGGAGGGCACAUUUAAGAACUCAUACUGGAGAAAAUCCGUUUUCUUGCAACCAUUGUCCCAAAGCGUUCAAUCGGAUGGCAUGUUUGCGCCGUCAUCUUAGAACUCACACGGAAGAAGCACCAUAUUCUUGUGACUAUUGCCUAAAGACAUUUAAAGAAACAGACAACUUAAAAAGACAUUUAAGUAUUCAUACAGGAGAAAAGCCUCAUUCUUGUGACUAUUGUGGAAAAGCAUUUACUCUCCCUGGUACCUUGAAACUGCAUGUAAAAACUCAUACAGAAGAAAGGCCGUUUUCUUGCAAUCAUUGUCAAAAAUCGUUUAGUCUGAAGACUUAUUUAGAAAAGCAUCUUAGGACUCACAGGGAAGAAACGCCAUAUUCUUGUGACUAUUGCCUAAAAACAUUUAAACUAAGAGGAUACUUAAAAAAGCAUUUAAGCAUUCAUACUGAUGGAGAAAAUCCGUUUUCUUGCAGCCAUUGUCCCAAAGCGUUCAGUCGAAUGGCAUGUCUGCGCAGGCAUCUUAGAACUCACACAGGAGAAAGGCCGUAUGCUUGUGACUGUUGUCAAAAGACAUUUAAAGAACCCGGAAAUUUGAAGAGACACUUAAGAAUUCAUACAGGAGAAAAGCCUCAUUCUUGUGACUCUUGUGGAAGAGCAUUUACUAAUACUAGUAACCUAAAGCUACAUCUAAAAACUCAUACAGGAGAAAUGCCGUCGGAAGACACAUUUAUAAAGGCUUCUUAAAACUCACGUAGAAUAAAAAGCCAUUCAAUAAGUUUGACAUUUUAUGGAAUCACUUCUGAAGAAACAGUGAGAUUGUUUAUUAACGAAACAUUUAACAACAUAUAUUAGAGUAUAGCCACAUCUCAGUGACCAGUGACACGAUUACUCUUAAAAUAAAUAAUUUCAAAAGGCAUUUUAUUUAAGUAGGAGAAAGUAGCGUAAAACCGGGAAGUUGGGAGCAAACCAGGUACUCCCUUCUAGCCCCUGUAAGCGCUGUAAUGGUGUGGACAAGAGAGGAACUACCUUCCAUCAUGAUGAAAAAGCAGCAGCCAUUAAAUUUGAUUGCAAUAGACUCGCUUCUUUCAUUCCUGUGAAAAAAAUUCUGUUUGAGUGGUUUUUGCUUAAAAUUUUUGAACCAAAGUAGACGGAUUGUACUACGUUCCUGUUUAUGCAACACUAAAGGUAUGUAGCUCUCCUUGUACAACAUUUAAUUACCUUCAUUAUCAUUCUAAGUAAUUGUCUGUAGCGUUCUGUAUAGUCGUAUGACAGCAUUUUUAUGAAAACUGUACGCGCGGAGCAAAACCGGGUACUAACCGAGGGGCAAAAUCGGGUACUAUCCCCAUACAUUGAGAGAAAGACGCAACCGAAGGAGGACAAGAUAAAAGAAAAAACUCAUUUCGAGGGGCUCCCCAUACAAGCUUCAUCUUUAGGCAGCAUUAGCAGAAAAGAAAAAAAAUGAUGGAAAGAAGACCAAAGAUGUACGGAAGAAAAAAAAACCUGAAGGAAAGAUAAACAAAUCAAAGAAAGGGCAACAUUAUAAAGAUGCCAAAAUAGAACAGACAGAAAAUAAGCUUCCAAAAAAAGAAAGACCGAAGGAGCAACUGAACGAUGAGUCCAGUGAAGAGGAUGAUAGUACUGCCUGCAUUUACUGCAGUGAGCUAUAUUCGGACUCCAAGGGUGGUAAGGGGUGGAUCCAAAGCUUCCAAUGUCGUCGUUGGGCCCAUGAAAGCUGAUCUGGGACCGAAGAGGAAGAUAACUAUUUUACUUGCGACUGGUGUCAAUAGGCCUUACAUUACAGCAAAAAAUUAAAGGUAAAGACAAUUAAAUUUACUGUCAACUCAUCAAUAUGCGUCCGUUUAUACUUAUUCUAGUAUGUUAUGACAAUAGUUAACAUAUAUGUCACUAAAUAAAACUAGAAUUUUUUGGAAAUUUUUAAAAAUUUUGAUUUUUCCACAGCAAUAACAUGUCUACCCGGUUUUACCCCACUAGUGGGGCAAAACCAGGUAAAUGACUUUUUUUUUUUUUUUUACAAAAAAUGAAUAAAAAUUAAAAAACAAAAACACUUAUGGUUUUGAAACUGUGGUUGCAUUAAUAGAUAAGUAGUGCAUACUUUUGCAAAAUUUUGUUUCUUUAUGCUAAAAACUGUGGUUUCUGGAAGACUGCAAACCUUAAGGUCCCUGUUUUACCCUACUUUCCCCUACAUUUUGUUUCAAAAUGAUUCGUGCUUCCUCUUCCUUCAGGGUAGGCAAUUUAAAGAUGCAUAUAAAAUGUAUAAUGCUGUUGACAAACCUUACUGAAGGGCUCCCCAGUGGCGUCAAAUAGGGGGUCGAAAGGGGGCAGUUGCAGCCCUAAAUUUUUUGAGAGGAAUGAUAAAAAACGAGCAAAUUCAAUUUACGUAAACCGCAAACCAAUGUUCAUGAAAAAAAGAAUCUUCCUGGUUCUCCGUAAUGGUUGAAGAAACUCGACAUAUUUUCAGACAUGAGCAAGUGUUUUCCGUUUUUUAAAUAAUUAGAAAUUCAUCAAGCCUUUACUAGCCUUUUCAGAACAGAAAAAAAUGAUGAAUCACAGUUAAUUUUAACUAAAGACAUAAACCUAAUAUGGGCUAAAUAUUUCAUUCUUGUGUGCUCUGUUUAACAACGGUUAUAAGACGCCCGUGCAGCGGUGUGGCUGCAUAAUUUUCACUAAAUGCCUUGG
This is a messenger RNA of Uloborus diversus, 3075 nucleotides long. RefSeq names its product zinc finger protein 782-like. The record is from RefSeq and is a predicted model, not a curated record. The transcript has a single exon. Lineage: Eukaryota; Metazoa; Arthropoda; Arachnida; Araneae; Uloboridae. Gene Ontology annotation, cellular component: nucleus. The coding region runs from base 52 to 1122 and encodes 356 amino acids.